UCAAAAUAAAUGUACUGCAUUCGUAAAUUUGUUUUUGAACAUAUUCUAUUCAGUGUAUUCAGAAGCAACUUUAACUUUUUCAAAUUCUAUUUCACGGUUGGAGAAAAGUAAUAAUGAAUUUUAAGGAAAUGCUAUCUGGGCUUUAUGCUUUUUUUAUAAUACUCAGUGGUUAUAAUAGCAAUAAAAAAAAUGUGCCAGAAAUUAAACAGGAAUUUAAAAACACUACUGCUCAGCCAAAACAUAAAUUAUUCAAGAAUCAUUUAGAGCUUGCUAUUGAUUAUUUUGAAAAAGUUUUGAAACUUGAUGAUUGCAAUCGAUUUCCAAUGUAUAAUAAUUCAAAAAAUGUUGAAUUCAAUUUUCAGAAAAUAGUUAAUUUGCUAACUCGAACAGCAAUGGAAAAUUAUUCGUUAAACAAAAACUAUUAUCCCGAAUCUUUGAGUUUUCCUAAGAUUAUAAGUGAAGAAAUGCAAAAAUUAAUGCACUUAGAAUGCGUGCCAGGAUUAAAUGAAAAUAAAGAAACAUUGAAAAGCCUCUGUCAAUUUUUUGAUUUCUUAAAAGUAUUUUCCACAGAGAAUGUCUAUGGAAAGAAACGGUAUUUCAAAAAUAUUGUGGAAUUAAAAUUAAUAAAUAUCAAAAUUCAGGAGUUCGUUUCAAAGAAAUAUAACGUGAGCAGAGAAACUUUAAAUACUAGAAUAAAAGAAGGAAUACAAAAUUUGAGUAAUUGUCUUAAUCCAAAAGCAAUUUAGGGUCAUAUUGAAGAAAAAGUGGUUUUGUAAAUUAUUUCUCAUUUAAAAAGAAAAUAAUAUUUUUUAAACAUUAAGUUUUCAAUAAAUAAGCAUUAGUUAUGAAUGUUAAAAUAUACAAAUAAAACAUAACAUUUAUAUAAAUUUAUAAAUAUAAUUAUAUUUAUAGAUAAUAAAUAAAUUUAAUCCUUGAA
Molecule: messenger RNA, 937 nt
Organism: Leptopilina heterotoma
Lineage: Eukaryota; Metazoa; Arthropoda; Insecta; Hymenoptera; Figitidae
Exons: 2
Coding region: 114-746 (210 amino acids)
Source: RefSeq, a predicted model, not a curated record